Cucumis melo (muskmelon) is the source of this 1712-nucleotide messenger RNA. RefSeq names its product putative hydrolase C777.06c. The record is from RefSeq and is a predicted model, not a curated record. The transcript is spliced from 10 exons. Bases 267 to 1241 code for a protein of 324 amino acids. NCBI's taxonomy places the organism in Eukaryota, Viridiplantae, Streptophyta, Magnoliopsida, Cucurbitales, Cucurbitaceae.
CUAAUCUCUACGUCAUGAAUAUUGCUUUGGAUACAUUAAUUUUGCAGCGAAAGCAUGCACUCCAAUAACAUUGAUACGGUUAGAGCCCGGCGUGAACCGCCAACUGUCAAGACCGUUAUGCAUUUUUCGCGUGGGAAGACGACGGCCUUAUAAAACUCCCACUCUCUUCCGUUGUCUCAGGAGCCUUCACCCUAUUACAUUCUCCAUUUCUCUUGCUCCCCUUUUUCUCCCAACCAACGCUCACAACUUAGAUUCAACCCGCAAAAAUGGCGGACCUCGAUGUCUCUCAGAAUGGAGCUUCUCUCACUCUUACUCAUAAUCAAUCGGCUUUGAUCUUCUUAGGUACUGGCUGUUCCAGCGCUGUCCCCAAUGCAAUGUGCCUGAUUCAGCCCUCUGAUCCCCCUUGCCGCAUCUGUUCCCUUUCCCUCUCCCUUCCACCUGAGAAAAACCCUAAUUACAGGUGCAAUACAUCUCUUCUCAUUGACUAUUGCCAACCAGAUGGCAGCCAUCAUUAUAUUUUAAUUGAUGUAGGGAAAACAUUCAGGGAGCAAGUACUACGAUGGUUUACUCACCAUCGGAUUCCUAAAGUGGAUUCAAUUAUUUUGACUCAUGAACAUGCUGAUGCGAUUCUUGGGCUGGAUGAUAUACGUGCUGUGCAACCUUUUAGUGCUGUAAAUGAUAUUGAUCCUACACCAAUUUACCUCAGUCAGCAUUCAAUGGAAAGCAUUUCAGUGAAGUUUCCUUACCUAGUCCAGAAGAAACUUAAAGAAGGCCAAGAAGUGAGACGUGUGGCACAGCUUGACUGGAAGAUAAUUGAGGAUCAUCACGAGAAGCCAUUUGUUGCAUCAGGCUUGCGAUUUAUUCCUUUGCCCGUUAUGCAUGGAGAAGAUUAUAUAUGUUUGGGGUUUCUUUUUGGUGAAAAUUAUAGAGUAGCUUAUAUUUCUGACGUUUCACGAAUUCCUUCAAGUACAGAACAUGUCAUUUCAAUAAAUGGAGCUGGGCAGUUGGAUCUUCUUAUCUUGGACACGUUGUAUAAGAAUGGAUCCCAUAACACUCACUUUUGUUUCCCUCAGACCUUGGAUGCUGUGAAGAGGUUAAAUCCGAAACGAGCCAUGUUAAUUGGAAUGACACAUGAAUUUGAUCACCAUAAGGACAAUGACUUCCUGCUUGACUGGUCCAAAAGGGAAGGAAUUCCAGUGCAGCUUGCUCACGAUGGUUUAAGAAUUCCUGUAGACCUAUAAACAGGUAUGGUUUACAUUUACCACGAUUGAAGCACCUUGGAUUUCAUCAAUGUCUUAUAAAUACUUGAAUAUUCUAUGUGCAGGUCCUGAUCGAUAUAAGAUUACGUCCCAUGUGUUUUAGGAGGAUACAAUACAUUCUUUUAGAAACUUAACCGUAAACUUGACGGCUAUACUGUAGGGGCAAAGAAACAUUUAUACAAUUUGUUAUUGAGAGUGAUGGAAUCAGAAUGGAAAGGCGAUUAAGAAGGUUAUUAUUUUUUUUUUUCAAUACCAUCUGAUCGUAUCGUUUUGUGCAUUAUCAGCAAUACAGCAUCAGAUGAUUUUCAUGCACUUUCUUUUUUAGAAGUUAUGUGAAGUGGAAAGCGAAGAGUUCGUUGUGGAGUUAGAAUUGUAAACGUUCAUUAAAAACUUACUUGGAAACCCUGUACAAAUUUUAGUGGCAGUGUAUGUGGCGAAAGGUAGUUUCUUCCA